AAAUUUGUUUUAACCUUUUUAAAAUCUUGGUCCGACCUGGUCACAUCCUCGAUGGCGCUCCAGUCUUCUAUCUUCUUCAUCCAAUAGUCUUCUUCUUUAUUAGCUUCGCAAAAAUUUGAGAUUCUUCUGAGAAAAUCGAUUUGACUUCUGUUUCUUGACGCUUUAUUUAUCUCGUCUCUUCUGGUCUUGUCUGAUGGGAUCGGAGCCAACGCGGAAAUUGGUUGACUUGCCCAUUCUUCACAAAUUCACGCUCUACCGCACCCUAACGAAUUAUUACUUGAUUGGGAGAGAUAAGAAACAAGCCUUUUGGAGGAUUCUUAAGAUUGACCGAACCAAUCCAAACGAGUUGAAUUUAUUUGAAGAUCCAACAAGGUAUACACAUGAAGAAAUCGUCCAACUUAAAAAAUGGUUAAGUCGAGGGAACCAGGAGUAUGGUGGCCUUAGAACAGAGACAACUUGCUAUGGAAUCAUUGGGUUUGUGAGAUUCUUGGGGCCUUAUUACAUGCUGGUGAUUAAAAAAAGAAAGAAAGUGGGUGAGAUCUGUGGCCACACUGUUUAUGGUGUAGCAGAGAGUCAAAUGAUCAUGAUCCCAAAUUCUCCCAGUGACAUGACAUAUGCUGAUUCUUCAGCCGAGCGAAGGUACAAGAAGCUCCUAAACAUGGUGGAUCUUAGCAAAAAUUUCUACUUUAGCUACACGUAUCACCUCAUGUACAGCCUUCAAAAGAAUAUAAGCGAGACUGAGAGAGGAAAAAUUCACUACGAAACCAUGUUCGUGUGGAACAAAUAUUUAACACACGGAAUCAGAAGGAAACUCCAGAAUACCGUAUGGACAGUUGCACUGGUGUACGGAUUCUUUCAACAGACUAAAUGUUUAGUAUCUAAUGAAGAAUUUAUACUGACUGUCAUUGCUCGGCGUUCGCGCCAUUAUGCUGGUACAAGAUAUUUAAGGCGUGGUGUAAAUGACGAAGGCAGCGUAGCCAAUGAGGUUGAGACAGAGCAGAUUGUUACCAAAGAGGUUCCAGAGGGUCAGAAAAUUCCAAUGACAUCUGUCGUGCAGCUACGAGGCUCCAUACCCCUAUUUUGGUCACAGAAACCAUCUUUGUUCAACCCACAACCCGAAAUAAUAUUGAACAACAACGACCGGAGUUACGUGGCUACUCAACACCACUUUGAGAAUUUGAAACAGAGAUACGGAAAGCUGAUAAUCAUUCUGAAUCUUCUAAAAGCAGGAAACCAUCGGGAAAACAACUUACGGGAAGAGUUCCGAAAGGCGAUCUGGUCUAUCAACGGAGGCAUUAAAGAGGAUUAUUUACUGGCAAUCCAUUUUGAUCUAAACGAACACUACAAAAGUGGAGCUGAUCGUGCAUUCGAGAACUUGUGUGACUAUGGGAAGAGAGCACUAAAAUUAAUUAACUUAUUUUUCUGUAAGGCUCCUUUAGGCAUGGGAACUGAUGGCGUAAUUAACGACUCAUUUUUCAAUAGCCCUAUUCUGAAUCAAGAUGAAGGGGCAACUAGAUCAGAACAGGAAGCAUUGAAGGCAGAUAUAUUCAUGCUUCAAUCUGGGGUCUAUAGGUCAAACUGCAUAGACUGCUUGGAUCGUACUAAUGUUGCUCAGUUCGCCAAUGGAUUGGUAGCUCUUGCUCAUCAGCUCCAGAUAUCGGGUAUCAGAGGACCUCCUGUUGUCGAUAAGAACAAUCCUUUGGCAAAGAAACUGAUGGAAGUUUAUCAAAAAAUGGGUGAUGCAAUUGCAAUGCAGUAUGCUGGCUCAGACGCACACAUCAGGAUGUUCAGUGCUCUGAGAGGUGAUUGGAACAUGAUAAAGAAGAACCGUGAUAAGAUCAUAGCUUUUCGUCGCUAUUUAUACAACACUUUUCAGGACAGCGAAAAGCAGAACGCCAUCAAUGUGUUCUUGGGGAAAUUCAAGCCUCAGUUGGGGAAGCCAGCCCUGUGGAAGUUGCGCUCUGACCAGCAAAACACUAUGAGAAACAGUUCUGACCUUGAUAUCAAAAAUCUGAGGCCAAAACUUUCGAGAUCCUUUUCUGAUAACCUCGUCUUGGAGGGUUUGGAUCGGAAGGAGCUUUUAUACGAAAAUCCUCAGCCUUCACGUGAAGGGUUAAACGAUGGCUGGGAAACCACUUCAGAAGUUGGAUUCUAUGAAGCAGAAUCAUCUUCUUCAAGGGUCCACUCUGUUAUUCGCGAUGAAGAUCAUUUGGGAGGAACAGGAUCAAGACAGAUGUUUCUAGACUUUGGCUCUACGUCUGAUUAUUUCGGGCUCGAUGAUAUACCUGGUUUUUCGCACUCAUACAAUGCUACAUUCAUUACGGCAGAGGAAAUGUUUGAACGUUGCAGCUCCACGUCGUCAGACUUAAUUAUUGAGUUUCCUUCAGGUCCGAAUCCACCAGAAAGUUUCUCUGGCUAUGUUAUAGUACCUGGCUUGUCAGAUGAUUUCACUCAGUGGGUGGAAUACGGAGGAGCAUUGUACAGGGUGCGGAGAUGAAACUGUGCUAUGAUCAGAGAAGGUAACGCUGGUUACUUGGCAGGUACAUCAGGUUGGACAGACAUAUUAAUUAACAUGAAGAAUACAAUAAUAGCCGCAUCUUUGUUAAUACCGACACAGCUUUACAAAGUUCCUUGUUUGUUGUUUCUCUUUUUAUCGACCAAAAUUGAUUUAUACAUUUGAUUUUUGUUUGACUUUGUUAUAUAGAGAAUGUGUGGUUUGUUUAGA
Raphanus sativus (radish) is the source of this 2725-nucleotide messenger RNA. Its product is annotated as phosphoinositide phosphatase SAC5-like. NCBI's taxonomy places the organism in Eukaryota, Viridiplantae, Streptophyta, Magnoliopsida, Brassicales, Brassicaceae. The record is from RefSeq and is a predicted model, not a curated record. Bases 194 to 2497 code for a protein of 767 amino acids. Gene Ontology annotation, biological process: phosphatidylinositol dephosphorylation. Gene Ontology annotation, molecular function: phosphatidylinositol-3,5-bisphosphate 5-phosphatase activity. Gene Ontology annotation, cellular component: intracellular membrane-bounded organelle. The transcript has 16 exons.